Molecule: messenger RNA, 237 nt
Organism: Rodentolepis nana
Lineage: Eukaryota; Metazoa; Platyhelminthes; Cestoda; Cyclophyllidea; Hymenolepididae
Source: the annotation of a GenBank genome assembly
AUGAUUAGCUUUAAAAAAGGCUAUAAGAGUUAUCGCCCUCGUCAGGGCGAAUCACAACGUCUUCAGAUCCUCUUGUCAGGAUCCUCCAGUGGAAUGCUGCCAAUAACAUCGUCUUCAGAUCCUCCAGUGGAAUGCUGGAGGGAUGUCACAGGACAAAAAGAUCCAAGUCAAGAAAAUCCUACACCAACGUCUUCAGAUCCUCCAGUGGAAUGCUGGAGGGAUGUAACCGGGCAAUAA